CUACACGCCGACAAUAUGGCGCUGCAAAAGAGGGUAAUACAGUACAAGCACAGCACGCAGAAAGCGGGCCAGAGCCAGCCAGAUCUCGAAGGUCAGCAGCGGAUCACCGAACAUAAAUACCUCAAUGUUUUGUCGCACGUGAACCAGGUAGCUUUCUGUCAUCUUGCUGAUUUUCCUCAAAUGCAUGAUUGCGAGAAUGAUCUUGUGGCUCAUUGGCGCUAUCGAUCAAAUGAUUAUGCCUUUUAGUUGUCGGCCCCAUCCUGCACCUCUCUGUCGUGUCAUACUUAACAUUCUUUCAUAUUGCAAUAUUUCAGAUUCGCGUGAAGUUGCGCACACAGCAAGUGCGAGGUGCGCGAAUCGGAGAGGAAUUGCGCGCUCAAUUAGAAGACAAACGGGCUAAGGGGAUUGAGUGCCGAGACUCGUUCCGGGAUUUCAAGCGCCAAGUAGCAAAAAACGCAGAGUACUCGCGAACGGGCAAGGGCAUACCCGGUCGGAUCAUCACAGAGAUCGAGAAAUUUGAGGGAGAAAAAGAGGCAGAGGUAGAGGAGGUGCGCGGAAGCAACAUUAGUUUGAAAAACCGGUUAGCGAAACUCGAACUCAUGUUGAGGAAGAAGGACGAAUUAGCAGAGAAUCUCCACGUGAUCGAUUUCGAGCAACUGAAAAUUGAGAAUCAGACGCUGAAUGAGAAAAUAGAGGUACUGCUAGAAAUUCGAGUAUAA
Messenger RNA from Amoebophrya sp. A25, 719 nucleotides. The record is from the annotation of a GenBank genome assembly. NCBI's taxonomy places the organism in Eukaryota, Dinophyceae, Syndiniales, Amoebophryaceae.